AUGAAAGGGCGUGCUUGAUUAAGACUUAAAUUUAUGAAGUAUAAGGAAAUACAUUGGAUAAGAAAUUUAGCAGAAUCUAGUACUGAAGAAAGGGAAUCUAUAGAUAAUUCAAAUAGUGAAUUAAUACUUGAAAAGGAACUGAUUGGAAAGAAUUUUGAUAAUUCAAUAAUUUCAUUUUUAAAUUUAACAAAUGUAUUACUUAAAGAUUAUGAUAAAAUCUUGGAAAGAAAGAAAAAUGAUCUAAGUUUUAUGUAUAGUACCUUAAUAGGUGUCAACAAUGAAUUGCUUAGCUUUUUAAAAGACUCACUUACUGAUUCAAAAAGUCAUAUAGAUAAGAUAUUUGAGAAUGAAGAAUCUUUUGGUAAAUUAGAGUCAGAAAUGUGUAGAUUAAGUGAUGAAAAUGUGGCUCUACAUGUUGAUGAGAAUGAUGCAUGUUUAUUAAUUAAUAAAAAAGAUGGGGAUGAAUACUUAAAACAGUUAAACUUGAAUAAAGAGAUUACUUUAAAAAUAGAAAAUUCUUUCGAUUAUUUUAAUAAAUUAAGUGAAAAGAAUGAUACAUUUCUCUCUAAGCUUGAUAGUGCCUGGAGUUGUCAACUGCAUGCAAAAUUAUAUUUAAGUAAAUCUAUGGACAUAUUCCCUUUAAAAUAUAGUCAUAAUAGUAAUAAGUAUUUACUUUUACGGAAUUAAUUUAAACUUAAACUUAUAAGGUAUAAGGAAAUACAUUGGAUAAGAAAUUUAGCAGAAUCUAGUACUGGAGUGAAAGUGGAGAAACUUGCAAAUAAAUUAGAUAGUGAAUUAAUACUUGAAAAGGAACUGAUUGGAAAGAAUUUUGAUGAUUCAAUAAUUUCAUUUUUAAAUUUAACAAGUGUAUUACUUAAAGAUUAUGAUAAAAACAUAGAAAGAAGGAAAAAUGAUCUAAGUUGUAUGUGUAAUACCUUAAUAGGUGUCAACAAUGAAUUGCUUAAUUUUUUAAAAGAUUCACUUACUGAUUCAAAAAGUCAUAUAGAUAAGAUAUUUGAGGAUGAAGAAUCUUUUGGUAAAUUAGAGUUAGAAAUAUGUAGAUUAAGUGAUGAAAAUGUGACUCUACAUGUUGAUGAGAAUAAUUUACGUUUAUUAAUUGAUAGGGAAGAUAGAGAUGAAUACUUAAAACGGUUAAACUUGAAUAAAGAGAUUACUUUAAAAAUAGAAAAUUCUUUCGAUUAUUUUAAUAAAUUAAGUGAAAAGAAUGAUGCAUUUCUGCCUAAACUUGAUAGUGCCUGGAAUUGUCAACUGCAUACUAGGAUAUAUUUAGAUAAAUUUAUAGACACAUUCCCUUUAAAAUGUCAUCAUACAUACAAGCACGAGAUAGAUAGUUUAGAAGAGGGAUUUCGUACUUAUAUUUCAAUGGAGAAUUUUUCACAUCUAUUUUAUGAUCAUUUAUUUAAGAAUAAGAAUACUCAAAAAUUUUCUAAAAAGAUAGAUCUUAAAUAUUUGAAUUUGUUAGUUGAUGAAUUGAAGGAGGUAUUAGAUAGAUUAAUAAUACAAAAAAUUAGAACAUUAUUUGAUCGAACAUUUAUUAAUCCAGAUAAUAAAAUAGAAUGGAUGAUAGCUUACAUUAUAUGUGUACUUGAAACAUAUAGUUUUAAAAAUGAAUCUAUGUUAAAAGAUGUGAAAACUUGGUACGAGGGAAAAUUUAAGAAUCCAAUUUUAGAUAUUAUACAUAAAUCAUUUUUACAAGAAAAAGAAGAUAUAAAAAAGUCCUCAGAUUUAUUUAAAGCUUAUGUACAAACUAAAUAUAAUGUUGAUGUGAACAGUGAAAAUAUCAGAUCAAUGGUAAAAAAAUUUCAUAGUUCACUAAGUGAAGAGAAAAUUAAGGAAACAUUUAGUGCUAUUGUAUAUUUAUUAUUGUGUAAGAAACAACUAGGUAAAUAUUUGAGCUUUCUAGAAUUACUUAAAUCAGAAGGUGAAAAGUCACGCAUUAGUUCAAUUGUACAUAUCCCAAAGGAUAAAUCUAGAGAUUUAAUAGCAACAUUUAUGGAUAUUCAUGAAAGAAGUUAUUUUUUUAACAAUAUGCAUAUUAAAGAUAUUAGUAUGAAUCAAGCAGUAGUAGACUUAUGGAAAAGUGCAAAAAAGUUAGGCAUCUUUAAAAAUUUGGUAGAUUCAUUAAAUAAGGAAUUAAUUAAAUCAAAAAGUACAUACUUUAGUUCUGGAAAAAGAGAAUUAAUAAACAAAGAUGUAAUUUUAUUUUUACUUUAUAGUAUUAAAAGAUGUGGAUAUAUAUGUCAAAUAUAA
This is a messenger RNA of Plasmodium relictum, 2271 nucleotides long. Lineage: Eukaryota; Apicomplexa; Aconoidasida; Haemosporida; Plasmodiidae. The record is from the annotation of a RefSeq genome assembly.